Lolium rigidum is the source of this 831-nucleotide messenger RNA. RefSeq names its product MYB-like transcription factor EOBI. Gene Ontology annotation, biological process: regulation of DNA-templated transcription. The record is from RefSeq and is a predicted model, not a curated record. Gene Ontology annotation, molecular function: sequence-specific DNA binding; DNA-binding transcription factor activity. Lineage: Eukaryota; Viridiplantae; Streptophyta; Magnoliopsida; Poales; Poaceae. The transcript has 3 exons. Bases 1 to 831 code for a protein of 276 amino acids. Gene Ontology annotation, cellular component: nucleus.
AUGGAGCAGUUCGGUUGGGGAAGGGAGGAGGGAGGGUGGAGGAAAGGGCCUUGGACGGCGCAGGAAGAUAAGCUGCUGCUCGAGUACGUGAGGCACCAGGGGGAAGGGAGAUGGAACUCUGUCGCCAAGCUCACCGGUCUGAAGAGAAGCGGAAAGAGCUGCAGGCUUCGGUGGGUGAACUACCUGAGACCUGACCUCAAGAAAGGCAAGAUCACGCCGCAGGAGGAGAGCGUCAUACUGGAGCUGCACGCCUUGUGGGGAAACAGAUGGUCGACGAUCGCGCGUAGCCUCCCCGGUCGGACGGAUAACGAGAUCAAGAACUACUGGCGGACGCACUUCAAGAAGGCCAAGGCGUCGUCCAAGAACAUCGAGCGCGCCAGGGCGCGGUUCCUGAAGCAGCGGCGCGAGAUCAUGCGCGCCGGAGGGCACCACGAGCACCUACAGCGCGACGACGUCCAGGACGACGACGGUGCCGCUAGCCCGGACAACACCACCAGCGGCCCCGGUCCCGCGAGCCAUGCUGGUGAAGCGACAUGGCCAGCGCCGCUGACGCAGGACGACGACGACGACCUGGUAACGAUGGGAGGCAUGCCGGACGACGUGGACGAGUUCCUGCGGUACCAGCCCAUGCCGGCCUACUUCCUCGACGGCGGCGCCACCAGCGUCUCGGGGAGCGACGCGGGGUCCAGCGGGGAGAUCGACGGCGCCUGCGCCACGUGGGGCAGCCUGUGGAACCUCGACGACGUCGUUGACGUCGAUGGCGGCGGCGGUGCGUGCUGCUUGUGGGACAGCUUCCCUUUGCCGCAGGAUCAAGGACUCGCUUUCUACUGA